Osmerus eperlanus (European smelt) is the source of this 2318-nucleotide messenger RNA. Its product is annotated as serine protease HTRA2, mitochondrial-like. The record is from RefSeq and is a predicted model, not a curated record. Gene Ontology annotation, cellular component: mitochondrion. Gene Ontology annotation, molecular function: protein binding; serine-type endopeptidase activity. Bases 213 to 1556 code for a protein of 447 amino acids. The transcript has 8 exons. NCBI's taxonomy places the organism in Eukaryota, Metazoa, Chordata, Actinopteri, Osmeriformes, Osmeridae. Gene Ontology annotation, biological process: positive regulation of apoptotic process; proteolysis; programmed cell death.
CCAUGGCUUGUCAUUGUGAGUCGACUUCCGAGGACCGAAUUUGACAGCUGAUUUGAAAUUAAAAUAUAUAGCCCAUUUAUACUAAACGACAGCUUUAAUUGUUCGUCCGGGUGUUUGUUUUCUAUAUGUGUGUUCUCGGUCCAUGCAUUAUACCAAGUGUUUUAAAGAAUAGGACCAGGGGUUAUAAAGUUCUUUCAGGGAACUGAUGCAACAUGGCAACGAAACAUGUAAGUCGACCCUUCCUGUGGCUUCUUUUCAGAAGAUACAAUCAAGAACGCAGACACACAUUUACUAUUUUGCUUGAAAAAACUUUAAAACAAGUAUCCAGUGCUUCAGUCAGCGAUAGUUAUUCGGUGAAAGAUGUGAAAUGCUGUUGGGACAACAGCGCACUGUCACUACGGAGUACAGAAAGCGACGGCGGCAAUGGCUCAGGUCGGACAGGACUCCUCAGGUCUGUCGCCGUUUGUUUAGGACUUGGUGUGGCGCUCUCUCACUGCAGAGAUGAUGGGAAGACUGACAGGGGACCAGCCUUACUAUAUGGAUCGAUCCUCGAACGCAUGCUGCCAUCUGCUCAAUGUGCAUCUCCUUACAAACCUGACAGCCCACGCUACAAGUAUAACUUCAUUGCUGAUGUGGUGGAAAAGUCGUCUCCGGCUGUGGUGUACAUCGAAAUCGUUAGCAGGCAUCCGUUUUCGGGCAGGGAAGUCCCUAUAUCCAACGGUUCCGGUUUUAUCAUCAGUAGAGAUGGGCUCAUUGUGACCAACGCCCACGUCGUUGCCAACAAGCGAGGUGUCCGCGUGAAGCUGACCAAUGGGGCGACAUAUAACGCCACCGUGCAAGACGUAGAUCAGCUGGCAGAUAUCGCCACCAUCAAAAUCAAUGCCAGGCAUCCUCUGCCCACCCUCUCCCUGGGGCUGUCGUCCGAAGUGCGCCAGGGGGAGUUUGUGGUCGCCAUGGGCAGCCCGUUCGCCCUGCGCAACACCAUCACAUCUGGCAUCGUGAGCUCGGUGCAGAGGGGCAGCAAGGAGCUGGGGCUCUCCAACAACAACAUGGACUACAUCCAGACAGACGCCGCCAUCGACUUCGGGAAUUCCGGAGGACCUCUGAUCAAUUUGGACGGCGAGGUCAUCGGUAUAAACACCAUGAAGGUCACCGCAGGGAUCUCCUUCGCCAUCCCGUCCGACCGCGUCAAGCAGUUCCUGGACAAAGCGGCGGAAAACAACAAAUCGAUGGUUGGGGAUUCUCAGACCAAGCGUCGUUACAUCGGGGUGAUGAUGCUGACCCUGACUCCAAGCAUCAUCGCUGAGCUGAGGCUGAGAGACCCCUCCUUCCCGGACGUGAGUCACGGGGUCAUGAUCCACAGGGUCAUCACGGGCUCCCCAGCAUACAGGUCGGGCAUGUUGCCAGGAGACGUGGUGGUGGAGGUCAACGGCGCCAAGGUGCACACCUCGGAGGAGAUCUACAACGCCGUGCGCACCAGUGACAGCAUCGCCAUGGUGGUGAGGAGAGGACAGGAAGUGCUGCGGCUGCAGGCGGCUCCGGAGGUCACAGAGUGACCCCGAGAAGCAGGACACGACCAGGACGAAGCUCGGAGGCUGCCGACAAAGUGCUAGGAGACUCAUCCUCGUGCGUGGGUUGCUACAAACUAUGGGGGCUAUGGGAACUUGUGAUGCGGUACUUGAGGAAAGACGCAUAGAUGCUUUGGAUAAGUGUGGAAGGUGAAGGCUUGGGAAGGUGUGAAAGAGCCCAGUUUCCAGAACAGGAAGUGCCCCCCCCCCCCCCCCCCUGCAUGUUUACAUGGACGUAUUGAGGAAGUUAGUGACGUGCAGGGGGGUCAGUGAUCAGCAUCUGUGGACGGGGGACAGGGGAUACACUUCGGUAACUGAUAUCGUGAGGAACUGCUGCAUCUGGAGGACAUGUUUUCACCAAACUAAUGUUGGUGAUAUUCUUCUUUGCAUCAGACUGUUAUGAAAUGUGUGACCUCUGAAAAAGUUGGUAAUGUGAAACACUGCACACACACAACUUCCUCUUGACAGUUUUAUUGGUUAAAGCAGGUUUGGAUUGACAUUAUAUAUUCCAGAUGUGUUGUAAUUUCCCUUGUUCUGCACAGAACUUUGAACACUUUACCAACUAGUUCUAAUAGUACUCUUGGAACACAAAAAACUGGCUGUGAAUGUGAGUGUUCUUGUGAAUAAUUUGUACUUAUUUUUGCUCCAGGGCAACUACUUAGCACCUUGAAUAGGACAAUAAAUACAUUCACAAAUACUUUGUUUCCUUAAUGCGAGUUGAAGAAGAUAAAAAGAUACAAGAGUGUAAAA